AUGUCUCCAAAGAUAUCAGAGGUAGACCUCCUUAUAACCGGUGCCGGUCCUGCUGGAUUGAUGGCUGCAGCUUGGGCAAGCCGCUGCAGCCUCAAGACCAGAAUCAUCGACGAAAAAGACACCAGAGUCAGAACCGGCCAAGCAGAUGGUCUACACUGCAGAACACUCGAGAUCAUGGAUAGCUUCGGCAGUCCCAGCAUUGCCCACGAGAUCCUCGGACAGGCUUGUAAUCCCAAAGAAGGCCAUGAGCAGCAUAUCGAAAGAUCAGAAUCAGUGAGGUCUGGCGAGGAAGAUUUGCCUGGUAGUCGGUAUCCUCAACUUCAUGUUGAAGAAGCAUCGGUGGAUGAUCAUGAUGCAUAUCCUGUCGAAAUCCACCUGCGAGGAUUGGGCAAGAAUGAGCGGGCUGGUUCUCCUGAUUCUGAAGCAGCCCAAAAGCCUGCUACAGAGAUUGUUCGAGCAAAGUACGUCCUAGGAACCGAUGGAGCACACAGCUGGACACGAAAAGCACUAGGUCUCCAAAUGGAAGGCGACACAACCAACAAACACUUUGGCGUCAUGGACUUUAUCCCCCUCUCCAACUUCCCAGACAUCAGGAUCUCCUGCGCAAUCCACUCUUCCUCAGGCAGUAUCAUGACUUUACCACGAGAAAACGGAUUGGUCAGAUUCUACGUCCAAUUGGGAGAGUCCUCAGUCCAAGGAAGCAAUUUCGAUCGCAGCAAAGUGACUCCUGACGAUAUCAUCGAGACGUCUCGGAAGAUUCUCCAGCCUUAUACUUUGGAUUAUGGCCACUGUGAUUGGUUCUCUGUCUACACAGUCGGGCAGCGUCUAGCUCAGUCUUUCAGCCACCUUGACCGCGUCUUCCUCGCAGGAGAUGCCGUACACACUCACUCUCCAACCAUGGGAGCAGGCAUGAACGUCUCCAUGCAAGACAGCUACAACCUAAUCUGGAAAAUCGCCACCGCGAUCCGCACACGCAACACCUCAAUCCUCGCAACCUACAAUACUGAACGCAUGGUCACAGCAAAAGAACUCAUCGACAAAGACCGCGCAAUGUCAAACUUCUACUGCGACGGCCCUUCUGCAAACUCAAAACGAUAUCAAGAGUUCCGCGAAGCCUUUCGGGAUUUUGUUAGUGGUGUUGCUGUGGAGUAUGGUCCCAGUCAGAAUUGGCACAUAUCCACUCCGCUCUAA
This is a messenger RNA of Aureobasidium musti, 1191 nucleotides long. Lineage: Eukaryota; Fungi; Ascomycota; Dothideomycetes; Dothideales; Saccotheciaceae. The record is from the annotation of a GenBank genome assembly.